Geodia barretti is the source of this 552-nucleotide messenger RNA. The record is from the annotation of a GenBank genome assembly. Lineage: Eukaryota; Metazoa; Porifera; Demospongiae; Tetractinellida; Geodiidae.
AUGCCACCUAGGCGGUAUGAGGAGCGGGCUUAUGUGCUGGAUUUCAACCCCAGGGCCAAAUCGGUUACCGUGCGGGGGCGAGAGGGGAUCAUCGUCACCGCCAUCGGGGAGGACAGGUUUACGCUGCUGGAGAUCCUGGGAGCCGAAAACUCGACGUUUACGAUGGGCGAGAAGAUCUACAUAGGCAAGGAGGGGCGAAAGAAGGUCCAGUCGGUGCUGGGCAAGAUCGAGUACUCGAGAAUAUCCCACGCGGCGCAGGGCGAGCUUCCAUCCGUAGUGGAGACGAUAGUGACCGAGAAUGAGGGGCGGUUCAUCGAAUACCUCAAUACGGCCCAGCCGCUGACCCCGAGAAUCCACGCUCUGGAUCUCAUUCCGGGAAUCGGCAAGACAUACAUGCAGACCAUGCUGGAGGAGCGGGAGAAGAAAAAGUUCGAGAGCUUUGACGAGCUGUACGAGAGGGUGGGGUUCAAGGAGCCCAUAAAGCACAUCUCGCAGAGAAUCAUGGAAGAGAUCAGCGGCGAGACAAGAAUAAACCUCUUCGUCAAGAGAUGA